This is a messenger RNA of Diplodia corticola, 753 nucleotides long. RefSeq names its product polysaccharide deacetylase. Gene Ontology annotation, biological process: carbohydrate metabolic process. The transcript has 5 exons. Bases 1 to 753 code for a protein of 250 amino acids. The record is from RefSeq and is a predicted model, not a curated record. Lineage: Eukaryota; Fungi; Ascomycota; Dothideomycetes; Botryosphaeriales; Botryosphaeriaceae. Gene Ontology annotation, molecular function: hydrolase activity, acting on carbon-nitrogen (but not peptide) bonds.
AUGUCUCCCGCGGCUACCGGCAACGCUCUUACCCUAUGGCGGGCGUUUUGUGGGCUGUGUAUCUUGGCUUCCCUGACACUCCUGUCGCUCAGUGGGGCCAACAGCGCAGAGCCGUUCCCCCACUAUCAGAAUCCCCGGAACCUGAUCGCACGAAGAUGCCGGAUGCCCGGAGUCGCGGCAUUGACGUUCGACGACUUCCCCAACGAGAGGAUUGACGAGCUGCUCGAGCUCCUGGCCGCGUGGAACGCCACGGCGACGUUUUUCGUAAACGGGCCAUACGACGCAAGAGCGCCGAUGCUGCAGGACGCCACCUUGGCGCCUCGGGUCAAGAAGAUGCACAGCGCCGGGCACCAGAUAGCGUCGCAUACUCGCGGCGCCCAGACCCGGCUGGACCGGUGGCUCGCAUCGCACCUCGGCAUCUCCGCGCCGCGAUUCAUGCGGGCGCCGUACGGGGAGUGCAACGCCACGUGCGCCCUGACACUGACCCUUGCGGGGUACAAGGUGGUCGGGUGGGGGAUGGACACGGAAGACUGGAAGCACAACACUCCCGAGACAGUGCACCGCAGCGUCUUCAGGGUGCAUGAGUAUCUCGACGAUUUCAAAGCACGCGAGCUCAGCGACGCGUCAGCCGACAUUGUGCUCAUGCACGCCUUUCCCAACACGACCGUCACAACCGUGGCGCCGGCUGUGCUGGAGGCCUUUGGCCGCGAGGGCUUCCGCUUCGUGUCCGUCGCCGAGUUCGAGCCCGGAUAA